Messenger RNA from Urocitellus parryii (Arctic ground squirrel), 1408 nucleotides. It is a transcript of the gene Asphd2, whose product is annotated as aspartate beta-hydroxylase domain containing 2. The record is from RefSeq and is a predicted model, not a curated record. Gene Ontology annotation, cellular component: membrane. Lineage: Eukaryota; Metazoa; Chordata; Mammalia; Rodentia; Sciuridae.
GCCGCCCGCGCGCCCGGGCGCAGGUUUGGAUUUUGGRAAAAAAAGUCUUCUGGCAGAGACCUGGAGCUUGCUAGUGUGAUGUAGACCAUCUCCUGCCACCCUGCCUCAGUGACUUUCGCUGGGAGUGGAGUGGCAGGUCCAGCUGGCCAGCCUCAGCAUUCAUCGAUGUCACCCGUGGCAGGCUGCGAGGAACAGUGGCGGCCAUGCCCUCCUCGGCCCCAGCGGCUCCUUCUCCCCCACACUAAUCUGCAUGGUGUGGGUGCCCCUGGGACCCCAGAGGACUGAACGUCUGAUCUGGCUUCACACCCCCAGUAACAAGUCCCCCAAGAUGUCGCUCGAGUGGCUGGUAGCCUGGGGUUGGUCACUGGACGGCCUCAGGGACUGCGUGGCCACCGGCAUCCAGUCGGUGCGGGACUGCGACAGCACGGCCGUGGUCACCGUGGCCUGCCUGCUGGUCCUGUUCGUGUGGUACUGUUACCACGUGGGCAGGGAGCAGCCGCGGCCCUACGUGUCGGUGAACGCGCUCAUGCAGGGCGCCGAGGCGCACGGGCUGCAGAAUGGCUUCGCCUACUGCCAGGCGCCCGAGUGCGUGCGCUGCACCCACGAGGGCCUCAACCAGAAGCUCUACCACAACCUGCAGGAGUACGCCAAGCGCUACUCGUGGUCCGGCAUGGGCCGCAUCCACAAGGGCAUCCGCGAGCAGGGCCGCUACCUCAGCAGCCGGCCCUCCAUCCAGAAGCCCGAGGUCUUCUUCCUGCCCGACCUGCCCACCUCGCCCUACUUCUCCCGGGAMGCGCAGAAGCACGACGUGGAGCUGCUCGAGCGGAACUUCCAGACCGUCCUGUGCGAGUUCGAGGCCCUCUACAAGGCCUUCUCGAACUGCAGCCUCCCGCAGGGCUGGAAGCUCAACAGCACCCCCAGCGGGGAGUGGCUCACCUUUUACUUGGUCAAUCAGGGGGUUUGCGUCCCCAGGAACUGCAGGAAGUGCCCACGGACGUACCGCUUGCUCGGAAGCCUUCGGACCUGUAUUGGGAACAAUGUUUUUGGAAAUGCGUGCAUCUCCGUGCUGAGCCCCGGGACUGUGAUCACGGAGCACUACGGGCCCACGAACAUCCGCAUCCGGUGCCACUUAGGGCUCAAGACUCCGAGCAGCUGUGAGCUGGUGGUGGGGGGCGAGCCCCAGUGCUGGGCCGAGGGCCGCUGCCUGCUCUUCGACGACUCCUUCCURCACACCGCGUUCCACGAAGGGUCGGCAGAGGAUGGCCCCCGGGUGGUCUUCAUGGUGGACUUAUGGCAUCCGAACGUGGCAGCAGCCGAGCGGCAGGCCCUUGACUUCAUCUUCGCUCCUGGGCGAUGAGGACACCUCCCCGCUGGAGCGGCCAGGGGGGCUGGGGCACACCUGAGCGGA